AUGUCUUCUGCAUCUUCACAACAUUCUAAUCCUUCAAAGCACCCUUCGACUGAUAUUGAUGACAAUGGUGUAUCAAGAGUUCACAUUCAUGGGAAUGGUGGUGAAUUUGUCACCAUCAAUGGUCAAAAGUUUUAUCGUCAUGAGUUAAUGUCUGCUUUUGGUGGUACUUUGAAUCCAGGUGCCAUUCCAUACCCAAAAAUCAAUAUUAACCCUGCUCCAAUUGGUCUUUGUGGGUUUGCUUUAACUACUUUUCUUUUAAGUUUGGUUAAUGCUCGUGCUAUGGGUAUUACUAUCCCCAAUGCUGUUGUUUCAUUGGCUUGCUUUUAUGGUGGUUUAGUUCAAUUCUUGGCUGGUUUGUUUGAAUUUGUUACGGGAAAUACUUUUGGUUUUACUGCUUUGACUUCUUAUGGUGCUUUUUGGUUAAGUUAUGGUGCCAUUUUUAUUGAACGAUUUGGUAUUGCUGCAGCUUACGAAGGUACUGAUCAAUUUGCCAAUGCAGUUUCCUUUUUCUUGUUGGCUUGGGCAUUGUUUACUUUUCUUUUGGUUUUAAAUACAAUGAAAUCAACUUGGGCAUUUUUUUCAUUGUUUUUCUUUUUACUUUUAACAUUUUUGUUACUUGCUGGUGGGGAAUUUAGUGGAAGAGUAGGCGUUACUCGUGCUGGUGGUGUUUUCGGUGUUAUAACCGCCUUUAUUGCUUGGUAUAAUGCAUUUGCUGGUACUGCAACAAGACUCAAUUCAUAUCUUGUACCACGUCCAUUGCCAAUGCCAUCAAGUCUUCCAUUCAAAAAAAAUAAGUAA
Lodderomyces orthopsilosis Co 90-125 is the source of this 798-nucleotide messenger RNA. Its product is annotated as acetate uptake transporter family protein. The transcript has a single exon. Lineage: Eukaryota; Fungi; Ascomycota; Pichiomycetes; Serinales; Debaryomycetaceae. Gene Ontology annotation, molecular function: acetate transmembrane transporter activity. Bases 1 to 798 code for a protein of 265 amino acids. The record is from RefSeq and is a predicted model, not a curated record. Gene Ontology annotation, cellular component: plasma membrane.